AUGAAUGGUUGGUCCCAACGCUCAGAAGGAGAUACACCCUACUUUCAACGCAGAAGUGAACUUACAGUCCACCAAGGCUGUAUUCUCUGGGGGACGAGAGUMKUUAUCCCUCAUAAGCUACAGGAGAGGAUGUUAGAGGAGUUACAUGACAGUCACUUASGAAUUGUCAAAAUGAAAGCUUUAGCGARAAGCUAUGUGUGGUGGCCAAACAUCAAUCAACAGCUGGAAAUGGUAGCUAAGUCUUGCUMUGGUUGUCAACAGAAUCAAAAGAUGCCAAGCAAAGUACCGCUACACCCGUGGGAAUGGGCRACYUUCCCAUGGCAACGCAUACACAUUGAUUUUGCUGGCCCAUUCAAAGAUUCUAUGUUCUUCGUAGUUGUGGAUGCACACAGCAAAUGGCCAGAAGUUAUUCCAAUGAAGUCAACUACAUCAUCAAAGACCAUCGAAGUCCUGAGAAACCUGUUUGCUCGUUUUGGAAUUCYASAACAACUUGUAAGUGACAACKGUCCGCAGUUUGUGUCAGACGAAUUCCAGACCUUCAUGAAGUCCAAUGRAAUAAGACACAUCACUUCGGCUCCAUACCAUCCUGCUACGAAUGGAUUGGCUGAGAGGUCAGUUCAAACUUUCAAACAAGCUUUGAAAUCUAUGGAAGGAAGCUCUUCACCGCUGAAGGAGAAGUUAGCAAAGUUUCUCAUCAAUUAUAGGAACACUCCCCAUUUAACUACAGGAGAGAGUCCAGCGCAAAUGAUGCUCGGAAGACCGUUACGUACUCGUUUGGACCUAGUCAAACCUAACAGGAACCGGAAAAUGUUGAACAAGCAACAUGAGCAAAGCAUGCAGUCAGCCCUUCAUAAUGCAACUCCAGCUAGACAAAUUGCACUUGGAGAUACUGUCAUGGCUCGUGAUUACAGAGGAGAUUACAAGUGGCGUCAAGGCCAAGUUAUUGAGAAGACAGGCCCUCUUAUGUACAAAGUCCAAGUCUCUCCAAAUCUGAUUUGGCGCCGACACAUUGACCAACUCCUUCCAACAAUGGUUCAACAGAGAGUUCCACAAGACAGUGACAUCAGCGAGCAUUUCGACACAGCGAAAGCAGUUCCAGACCCUGGAGUCCCAGCUCCAAUGGAAAACCUGCCGACUGAAGCAAACUCACAGGAAAUGAGAGCGGAGCAAUCCGUUAUCAUCAACAGUCCUGCUAGGACACCAACACCUGCGCAAGCAGCAACACCCGUUGAACGACGUUAUCCACAGAGGGAGCGCAAAGCACCACAAAAACUUGACUUAUGA
Messenger RNA from Exaiptasia diaphana, 1284 nucleotides. RefSeq lists its product as uncharacterized. Gene Ontology annotation, biological process: DNA integration. Lineage: Eukaryota; Metazoa; Cnidaria; Anthozoa; Actiniaria; Aiptasiidae. Gene Ontology annotation, molecular function: nucleic acid binding. The transcript has a single exon. The record is from RefSeq and is a predicted model, not a curated record. The coding region runs from base 1 to 1284 and encodes 427 amino acids.